GCCCAUAAGCUACUAUAUAUAAUAAGCUAACGUUUCUCACAGCGAAGAUUGAAGUCUAGGGUUUGUAGCUUCUUCUGUUACGCCGCAGUCACAACCAUCGCACUGAACGAGAGAGCAUCUCCGGAGUUAGGUCUAAGAUCGUAGCGAUGUCGCUUGUUGCAAAUGAGGAUUUUCAACACAUUCUUCGUGUUCAGAACACGAAUGUUGAUGGGAAACAGAAAAUCAUGUUCGCAAUGACCUCCAUCAAGGGUAUCGGUCGACGUUUCGCCAACAUCGUCUGUAAGAAAGCCGACAUCGAUAUGAACAAGAGGGCUGGUGAACUAUCAGCUGCAGAGAUUGAUAGCUUAAUGACAAUUGUUGCAAAUCCUCGCCAAUUCAAAAUCCCUGAUUGGUUCCUGAACAGGAAGAAGGAUUACAAGGAUGGGAAGUAUUCUCAGGUCACAUCCAAUGCUCUGGACAUGAAGCUAAGGGAUGACCUUGAGCGGUUGAAGAAGAUCAGGAAUCACCGUGGUCUACGUCACUACUGGGGUCUUCGUGUUCGUGGGCAGCACACAAAAACCACUGGCCGCAGGGGAAAGACUGUUGGUGUUUCCAAGAAGAGAUAGUCUGGUUCUCCAUGUUUUCUGUUCUUGCAACAAGUUUUGUUGAGCUUUAGACUUGUCAAAUUAGUAUGUCUUGAAUGUGUUGCUUUCCUGCUAAUGUGGUACCAUUUUGGAUUUUAUCAGCAAAUUAUUUUGACGGUAUUAAGAUUACUUAAUUUUAUUUCUACAACUAAAGAAGAGAUUUGGUUUCUUAA
Cornus florida is the source of this 796-nucleotide messenger RNA. RefSeq names its product small ribosomal subunit protein uS13z/uS13y/uS13x. Gene Ontology annotation, cellular component: small ribosomal subunit; cytosol; ribosome. Bases 147 to 605 code for a protein of 152 amino acids. Gene Ontology annotation, molecular function: structural constituent of ribosome; RNA binding. NCBI's taxonomy places the organism in Eukaryota, Viridiplantae, Streptophyta, Magnoliopsida, Cornales, Cornaceae. The transcript is spliced from 4 exons. The record is from RefSeq and is a predicted model, not a curated record. Gene Ontology annotation, biological process: translation.